GCCCAUUAUGACCAAACCUAGCCAGCCUGAAACUAUUUGGCGGCGAAAUUUAGUAUUUGUCGCUUUUGCUAUUGUUGGUUAUAUUCUUUUUCAAUAUCCUUCCGUUUUUCUGUUUUAAGACUUACGCUCAUAGCAAUGAUGGGCCUGGAUAUACAUCAUUCAAGGACACUCAGUCGUGCAUUCAAUAUGCUGAUGCCAGUCUAUCUGCAAAAUGCAGCCAUCGACAAUUCUGCUGGCCAUGAAAAGACCGCUAGCCGAGUGUCAUUUCUCGACGGACUCCGCGGAUAUGCAUCUCUUAUUGUAUUUAUUUCUCACUUUUUAGAACCCUUUGAGCCUGCUAAGCGAUUUGGAUAUGGUUUUGGGGAGGAACACAAUUCGUUUCUACAGCUUCCUAUCAUUCGCGUAUUCUAUUCCGGCGUCCCCAUGGUAGCCAUCUUCUUCAUUAUAUCUGGCUAUGCGCUUUCUUAUAAGCCUUUUAUGCUUGUUCACCACGGACCGGCAUCCCAAUUAUCAGAUACGCUAGCAUCGGCCAUCUUCCGCAGAGAUUCGCUGGAGUACGCAACAUUGCCGGGUGUUAUUGAGCCUCGCCCCCGUCGUUUUGUCAAUGCGCGUGACCAGUUCACCGAUUGGUGCCGAUUUGUUGUCGACGAACUCACAAAUCCGUGGGAUUGGCGGGUUGCUGACUACGUUUACGAUUCCCACCUGUGGACAAUACCUAUUGAGUUUCGCGCUUCUCUGGUGUUAUUCCUGGUUUUAACAUGUAUCUCACGAAUACGCCGAUUAUAUCGCUUAGCCAUCUCGGCUGCGCUCGGGCUAUAUUGCAUGUGGUGUGGCAAGUGGCAUAUGGCUCUCUUCAUGUGUGGCAUGUUGUUCGCCGAUCUCGCGGCUAUGAAUCGGGCGCCACUGGUAACUUCCAAUCGCUACUGGUGCCUUGUUAUUAGCUUGGUCCCUCUUAUCCUGGGAUUGCUUCUCCUCUCGUUUCCUAUCCGAAACGGCCACAAGACACCGGGCUAUGUCUUGCUAUCACGGAUAACACUCAAUUACAAUAUCUGGCAUACUUUUGGAGCUAUACUAGUAUUCUGGGCUUUCGAGAAUUCCCUUAUACUACGAAGAGCUUUUGACAAUUCAUUCGCGAGAUACCUCGGCAAAAUCAGCUAUGCUCUAUAUAUUGUCCACGGCCCAAUACUCCAUAGUCUUGGGUACGGUAUUACUUCCUAUAUUUGUGGACUUGGUGAGAAUUUAUCAUUCUCGAAUUACAGCGGCCUCUUUUUGGGAUUUUUACUUGUAGCGCCUAUUGUCUUUUGGUGGGCUGAUAUUUUUGAGAGGCUGGUUGAUCAACAGAGUGUAAAACUAGCUAGAUGGAUGUACAUGAAGGUGCGUAUUGAGUAG
Molecule: messenger RNA, 1389 nt
Organism: [Torrubiella] hemipterigena
Lineage: Eukaryota; Fungi; Ascomycota; Sordariomycetes; Hypocreales; Clavicipitaceae
Source: the annotation of a GenBank genome assembly